AGCCUAUCCAGCUUCAGGUAGUUCACCAGUGGACAGACAUGGCUUCCAAGGCUUUACUUGUUUUUGGUGUCCUCUGUGCGACUCUCCUCCUCGUCUCCUUGCAGAUGGCAACAGCCAGGGAAUUGAGUGAGAAAACUGAGCACCAGAACAUGAAGGAAGAAGGUGCCGAGGACCGGAAGUAUCCCGACGAUCGCGGAUACGGUGGCUACCCUGGCCGUGGUGGUGGUUACUACGGUGGCUACCCCGGCCGUGGUGGUGGUUACAACGGUGGCUACCCCGGCCGUGGUGGCGGUGGCUACUGCAGGUGGGGAUGCUGCCGCCGCGGCUACUACGGUGGGUGCCGAUGCUGCUCCUUCCCCGGAGAGGUUCCAGAUGCUGAAUACCAAGCUGAACCGGGGAACUAAAUAAGUCUCAUCCAGUACUGUUCUAGUAAUCCAUAUUUAUGUACUGUGUGGUGCUAUGAUCUAAAGAGUGAAUUAUCCAAAGAGUUCUGCCUCCUGGGUUUCUCUCUUAGUUCGUAGUUGGUAUGCUAUGGUCUAAAGAGUCAAUUAGUGUUCUAUGUUCUGUCAUCAUGAAUAAAGUGGUUGUUCUUGUUUGAUGCAAA
Messenger RNA from Musa acuminata AAA Group (dessert banana), 604 nucleotides. Its product is annotated as glycine-rich protein-like. The record is from RefSeq and is a predicted model, not a curated record. NCBI's taxonomy places the organism in Eukaryota, Viridiplantae, Streptophyta, Magnoliopsida, Zingiberales, Musaceae. The coding region runs from base 39 to 404 and encodes 121 amino acids. The transcript is spliced from 2 exons.